Messenger RNA from Scomber japonicus (chub mackerel), 3219 nucleotides. It is a transcript of the gene pnrc2, whose product is annotated as proline-rich nuclear receptor coactivator 2. The transcript is spliced from 3 exons. Bases 436 to 909 code for a protein of 157 amino acids. Gene Ontology annotation, biological process: nuclear-transcribed mRNA catabolic process, nonsense-mediated decay. NCBI's taxonomy places the organism in Eukaryota, Metazoa, Chordata, Actinopteri, Scombriformes, Scombridae. The record is from RefSeq and is a predicted model, not a curated record. Gene Ontology annotation, cellular component: nucleus; P-body.
AGGGAGAGAGGUGUCGUCCUGUCGGCUACCUGGUUUUUUAACACCGUAUAAGCCUCGAGGGUUGACGGAUUUUUUUUGAAGGAAAUAUAGCUCGCUGUGCUUCCUUCUUUCUUUAUCCGUCGAGGGAUUUCAAAAGGCUUAUCUCAUAUUUCCUUAUUCUGACGAAGGGCUUCGACCACCAAGCCUGAAGAAGUCGGUCUUAGACUUCGAGCAUCCGGCGCCGAGGUGAAUUGAUGUUCAGCUCGGCUUCACGGGAAAACAACGCUUAUUAUUGGCACAUGAAAACCUCAGAUCUUGCUGGACACAGAAGUGCAGCGAGAAGUAGACAGAAAUCUACUUCGAGGACCUGGGGCCCGGUUGGAGGUGAAAGAUUGAAGAGAGAUCUCUGCUUCAACGUUAACUUUCUGACAACAAAGAGGUGACACGUAGUGCAGUAUGGGAGGUGGAGAGCGGUACAACAUUCCAGUUUCCCACCCUGAACGCCCUUUGCCCAAGAAGAAACAUCAACUUGGCCGGGCCAAGCAGAGAAGCCGUGACCAGAAUGGCUCAUCAGUAGCAGCAUCUGCAGGAGGGGCAGGCCUUCACCAUCAUGGCCACCGCAGGAGCGACAAAGUCGCAGCCUACCACAGGUCCCCAGAGGCGCGGCAGGCCGCGUCUGCAGAGAAAAAUGCUUCUGUCCGUUUUGCCACCAGCUAUGAUCAGAACUGGGAGGGUGCGGUGUCUCACCUCAACACACUCCUGGCAACCCAGGGAAGUCCGAGCUACGCAGGGCCAAAGUUCAGCGAGCCACCCUCGCCCAGCGUGUUGCCCAAACCCCCCAGCCACUGGGUGUCCUUCCCAAUGAGCUCUUGUGACAACAGGGAGAUGAUGACCUUCCAGCUCAAAAGCCUCCUCAAGGUGCAGGCCUGAGAAGGAUCCCCACAGUUAGAAAAAGCCAAUGCAUGGACUGGGACUCUUUUGAGGGCAUCGACCCACCAGGAACACCUCAGUGCUGUAAUACUUUUAACUGUUUUUAGAUUUGCCUCUCUGAGGGUUAGGAUGCAUUUGCAACAAUGUUUUUUGCUGUAAAUGUUUAUUCAAUUUUUUAAACCAAUUUUUCAAAACUAUUACAGCCUUGCAGCCUUGCUGGUCGGUGGUGCCUUUAGUUGAGUCUGUUUUUGUGACUAAUGACAAACUGGAUAUCCUUUGUACUUUUGUGUUUUGUUCUUUUUAUGUUGGCUGUCAAAGCAGAUUGAGUGAGCUUUUUCUCCCAAACAAGGAUUAUAGUAUAGGUCAGGUAAUUCCCUCACUUUUACGGUCCAUUUCUGUGGACAGAUGCUUUUUCAUUUACGUAGGUUCUAUGAUGAGCCUUUGGAGACAACUCUAAAGCUUCAGGUGCUAAAGCAAACAAACAAUUGUAGCAUUUUUGACUAGGACCACCUUGUUUUUCUUGUGCUCCUUGUUUGGGAUAUAAAAGACACUCAACUGUAAUUCUGCAGGGAAAAAAACUCUUACUGGAGGUAAUAAGCUGUAGUGAGUGAGUAGAGGUCAGAAGUGUAACCUCAAACUGAAGAGACCAUGGCACACUCAGGCUUUGGGCCGUCAACUCCUGUACCACCUUUUUUAUUGCGCUGUGCGCACAUGCACUAUAGGAGUUGAGUUUGCCCGAGGCCUGCAACACUCUAUCAUAGCAUUAUUUUGUACAGGUCCUUUUUUGUUGUGGUUGAAAGAUGUAUGAAAUGCUGUGUGUAACCAAAGCAAUGUUUUCGCUGUAUUUGAUUCCCCUCCUUUUUGAUAGGCAUGGUUGUCAUUGCCAGUUCAACUUUGCUGACUUAAGUGGUGAAUGAGUUAAGAGUCCUGUGGGUCACCUCCGACUGCAUCUGUUCCAAUCAGUACUGUUCUCACCCUUCAGCCGCUGCCUAUUCGGGACAGUGCUGCAGCUUCAACGUGCGGAAGAGGGCCAGACUUAGCUUCAAGGUUGAGUUUCACUCUGUCGUUAAGACGUCGUUAAGACAUGUCUCGGUCCUGUUGGCUGCAUGCACUGGUAAGAAAGGUAUGGCAGAGCUGAGGGAAGUUUCUGAACUGAAGUGGCCCACCGGACUCAACCAGAGGCAGGAGGCGAGUGUUAUUGUGUUUACAAAUCGGUCUGGUUGGACCAUCCCAUAAUCAACAGACACUUGCUGCCUCUGUAUCUUGUUUGCCCUCUUGCACUGCAAUCAGACUUUUUUUUUUCUUUUUUUUCUCUCCUAAGUUACAGGCCAGGAUACUAUUGAAAUGAUGGAGGUGUAAUUGACUAUCAUCCAAUGGAUUCUCUAUUUUUGAUUCAAUCCUCUAUUGAGGCUCUUUUUUGCUUUCCCUUUGCAGAAUUGGAGCUGUUUAUUGCCAGCCUAAAGAUGACAAAACAAAGUACAGGACCUUGAUAGUGUGUUCAAGAGCCAUGUAAAUAAUGAAGUGUAUAAAGUACUUGUAGCAUAUGUACAUUUGCAGGCCGAGUUUGAGGCUUGCCCAACAAAAGUAUUUUUAGUAAUAACACUGAAUGUAUAAGAUGUGCUAAGGACAUGUCUUGACUUCAAUACUGAAGAAUAUUUUUGUUAAAAAAAACAAACCUGCCUAUAGCAUUUGUCAGUACCCCUGCACUGUUAUCUUUCCAGAGAACUUGCACAUGUUUUUUUAUUGUUUUGUAUUAUGCACAGUGUAGGGUGAAAGAUGCUAAGUGCAAAUUAAGAAAAUAUCAAUUGGAUCCUAGGAGACUUGCCUAUGUAUGAAUUUAAGUUGAGAAUGUGCUUACAUUUAGUAAGCGUGAUGCUGUUAAUCUUGAGUUAACCUGUUUGUGCCUAAGUUGAAAUCCAUGCUGAAAGUGACAAAUUAUUUUUUAAGUGGCAUUGCCACAGAUUGACCAAAUGUUCUCAUCAAAACCACAUUCAAUUCUCCGCUGUUCUUCCGCCAGCAGACAAUUGAAUGUGGCCCCAUGCUAUUUAAAUACCUCUUAUUGGUUGUUCAUGUUAACUUUUUGUUUCUUGCCCCCUGAAUCCUGCAUGGCAAAGUCUCCUUGUGCUAAACUUAAAAAUUGAAUUGGCUUUUAAUUUGUCCCCUUGAAACUGUCACUGUAUAAGAAAAGGAAAAUGCCCUGUUUAAGAUUGGUAUCAAUUGGUGUUUAAAAAAAAUGCAAAUGUUAAAUGCACUGUGAAUUGAAGACAAAUUUUUACAAAAAAAAGAAAUAAAUCCCCUUCCCUUCCCCCC